Molecule: messenger RNA, 2687 nt
Organism: Xenopus laevis (African clawed frog)
Lineage: Eukaryota; Metazoa; Chordata; Amphibia; Anura; Pipidae
Gene: wipi1.L
Product: WD repeat domain, phosphoinositide interacting 1 L homeolog
Biological process (GO): response to stress; protein localization to phagophore assembly site
Cellular component (GO): autophagosome; phagophore assembly site membrane
Molecular function (GO): phosphatidylinositol-3-phosphate binding
Source: RefSeq, marked provisional
UGCGGACCGGGAUAGCGCGGGCGCCCAAGAGGCCGGGGAGGAAUGGAGACCGGAGGGGGCGGAGAGGGAGUCGGGGACAUUUGCUGUCUGUCCUACAACCAGGACUGCACGUCCCUGGCUAUUGGCAUGAGGUCUGGCUACAAACUCUACUCUCUAAGCAACGUUGAGCGGCUGGAUCUGGUGCACGAGAGCUGUGAGGUGAAGGAUGUUUACAUCGUGGAGCGCCUUUUCUCCAGCAGUCUGGUGGUAGUGGUGAGUCACACCAAACCACGCCAGAUGAAUGUGCUCCACUUCAAGAAGGGCACAGAGAUCUGUAACUAUAACUACUCUGGCAACAUCUUAUCCAUCAGGCUGAACCGUCAAAGACUGGUAGUGUGUUUGGAAGAAUCAAUCUACAUCCAUAAUAUUAAGGACAUGAAACUGCUACAGACGUUGCUAGACACCCCAAGGAACCCCCACGGCCUCUGUGCUCUGUCUAUAAACCAUUCCAACUCCUACUUGGCCUAUCCCAGUAGCUCCUCCUCAGGAGAAGUCUCCUUGUAUGAUGCCAACUCCUUGAAAUGUGAGUGCACUAUCCCAGCCCAUGACAGCCCGCUUGCUGCUAUUGCCUUCAACUCUACGGGAACAAAACUGGCUAGUGCUUCAGAGAAAGGUACAGUGAUUCGCGUCUUUUCCAUUCCUGAAGGGCAGAAGCUUUAUGAGUUCCGCAGAGGAAUGAAGAGAUAUGUAAACAUUAGCUCUUUGGUAUUCAGUAUGGAUUCCCAGUUCCUUUGUGCCUCCAGCAACACAGAGACUGUCCAUGUCUUCAAACUAGAACAACUGCCGGAGAGGCCAGAGGAGAAUGCCUCCUGGACGGGCUAUGUGGGAAAGAUGUUUAUGGCUGCUUCAAACUACCUCCCGACACAAGUAUCUGACAUGAUGAACCAGGAUCGCGCCUUUGCCACAGUCCGGCUACAUUUUUCAGGGCAGAAGAACGCGUGCACCUUGGUCACAAUUCAGAAGCUGCCUCGGCUCUUGGUGACCUCCUCCAGCGGCCAUCUUUAUGUGUAUAACCUGGAUCCCCAGGAUGGGGGCGAGUGCGUUCUUAUCAAAAAACACAGCCUGUUGGGUUCAGCAAAGUCAGAGACAGAUGGAGACAGCGAUGCAGACGGCCCUGUACCUGUUUCCUAUGCUGCCACUGUUGCCAGGCCCGGCUCUGCUGCUGCUGCAUCCACCAUAACAGGUUACUCUGAAGACGGGGGCGCCCUGCGAGGUGAGAUUAUUCCGGAACAUGAACUGGCGGUGGGACCUAUUUGCCUGGACGACGAGAAAGAAUUCCCACCUGUGAGCAUUAAGAACUCCUAAACCCAUAGCAGAUCUGGGCUAAUGGCUCAGAAGGGAAACCAAGUGCUUUAAAUUCUAAGGGACAAUCAGCCCAGUUGCUGAGGUUUGGUGACUGCUGUUCGUGUGGUUUUAUUCCAUCUGUUUCUGCCAGUUAUGGCUGAAGGUAUUAGUUGUCCUAACAGCAGCCAUAUUGGCUUUAGGCUGGAAUAAUAUCACAGAGCAGUGAUGUAAUAUUAGGUGCCUUGCGGAUGUUUAUUUCAAACAGUGUUACACCUGGAGGAAGUAGCGCAGAGAAUAAGCACAAAGUAGUUCCAUCUUUUUAUUAUCGUUUAUAGUACUCAUCACAGCAGCCAUUUUUAAUGGAUUUAUAUGUGGCAACUAAUCCUUUUUACACAGAAUGAGCUUUAUAGAAACUGCGCACCCAGGUGGCAGAGUUAUUUUCCUUAAAUCACCUUUUUAUAAAUAAUAUGCAUGCUGCCAUUUUGAAUUAUAUUUUUUAGGCCAGACCACAGGUCUUUUCAUUUUUUAAGUGUGUGUGUGUGUGUGUGUGUGUGUGUGUGUGUGUGUGUGUGUGUGUGUGUGUGUGUGUGUGUGUGUGUGUGUGUGUGUGUGUGUGUGUGUGUGUAUAUAUAUAUAUAUAUAUAUAUAUAUAUAUAUAAUAAUAUAAUAUAAUUUGCAACACAGAAGGGUAGGACCGGAACUAUUUCUAGGUUCUGCUCCUUGGCACCAAUACCUGUCCAUAUGAUUUUUGCAGCUAUGAGUGCAAUGCCUUGUUACCCCUAACGCUUCCCUGUGCCCAGUCGCAUUUAUAACACACCCUGCCAGCCGCCCCGGAGAGUAAGCUGCUGUGUUUUGGUUUCUGAUUUUUGUUAGAUAAGUUUGUGCCGCGGAAGUCAGAAGGUGAGAGAUGGACGGCCGUGACCAGAAGCAGGAGGGGGUUUGGGACAGAGGUUGGAAGAUCGGCUCGUCUAACACAAAACAAACAGUCCCUAAAUUCAGUAGGUGCUACAUUCUAUGUAUUGUUACCCCAACAUGGCUGCACCCCCAUAGACAGCCUUGUACUUCCUUUUUAUUUAGCCAAGGAAGGGUGUGCUAUAAAUGGGACUGUAUUGCGCAUACGGAUGCGUCACCAUUCAGACUCACUCAUAGAAUUUUUUAUUUAUCCUUUUUUUAUAUAAAGUGGUAUUUGCCUAAUUUAUGCAAAUUUUAUUUAUACAAAUGUCCGUGUGUCGAAAGCUCAGAAUAUCUAAUUUUAUGUAUUAUUCCUGUCCAUAGAGCAAUUUAUUCACAUUGUACCCUGCAAGUUACUUAUGUGCAGAACAAAACUAAAAACAUGUAGAUGAAGAAUAAAACCCUGCAAUGAA